AUGUCACUUCCAAAACGAAUUAUCAAGGAAACCGAGCGUUUACUAGCCGAGCCAGCACCUGGCAUUAGCGCUACGCCCCAUGAAGACAACUUGCGUUACUUUGAUGUUAUUAUCGCCGGACCUACGCAAUCUCCAUUUGAAGGGGGUGUGUUUCGACUGGAGUUGUUCCUGCCGGAAGAUUACCCAAUGGCACCUCCCAAAGUUCGUUUCUUGACCAAGAUCUACCAUCCCAACAUUGAUAAGCUUGGUCGAAUUUGCUUGGAUAUUCUCAAAGAUAAAUGGUCUCCUGCACUUCAAAUUCGAACGGUUUUAUUGUCGAUCCAGGCAUUGUUGUCUGCUCCUAACCCAGACGAUCCGCUUGCAAACGAUGUGGCACAGCAUUGGAAGGAAAACGACGAGGCUGCUAUUGCUACGGCACGAGAGUGGACGAGAAUGUACGCACAACAUUAA
Molecule: messenger RNA, 450 nt
Organism: Zychaea mexicana
Lineage: Eukaryota; Fungi; Mucoromycota; Mucoromycetes; Mucorales; Lichtheimiaceae
Product: ubiquitin-conjugating enzyme E2 N
Exons: 5
Coding region: 1-450 (149 amino acids)
Biological process (GO): DNA damage tolerance; protein K63-linked ubiquitination
Cellular component (GO): nucleus
Molecular function (GO): ubiquitin conjugating enzyme activity
Source: RefSeq, a predicted model, not a curated record